UACUUCACAACCCGCGUAGCUAGUUACCGCGGUAGAUCUACCCUGUCCACCAACUCUCUUUUUAUGAGUUUCUUUUGCUUACUGCCGCAUGUAGAUCUACGUCCGUGCAUGGCAGACACGAUGUGCUGAACCCUGAGUUUGUCGGAGACUUCCCUAUCCCUUCACUACCCCUAGUUCACCUACCCUAGCCUCGAUCGUGGAGCAAAGCUAACGUUUGUGCCUGAACUCUCUAGUCUACUGUAGCACUUGGAUUGGAUCGACUGACGAAAUUAAAAUGGAUUUCAAACAAGAUGUUUCCAGUCCUAGUGGUAUGUCGACGGAAGAACUUGAUAGGGCCUUGGGCUUGAGUGCUCUGGACAGUCAAGGAAUGGAUGCUACCAUUAUGUUGGAUAAAUUAAUGAGUUUGGGUGUGGAUGGUGGUGCCGCAGGAGUUGGUCCCGCAAACCCGUUUAUGUCGGCGGCGGCUGUGCCAGUGAUGACGGGAAAUGAGUAUCUUAGUAGUACAAUGGCAAUGACCUCGAUGGCAACUAGCAAUCCGACUCAGGCCAAAGCUGAGCCCCAUUUAGCUCAUUUAAUGUCUCACGUGGGUUACAAUCAACCCAUUGCUUCAGCCAACAUGGCAGCUACUGCAGCAGUCCUAGGGACUAGUCCUCUGCAAACAUCACUGGUUGGCGGUGUACAUGGCAAUGUUCCGCCAGGAUUUGGUACUGUGUCUGUGGCCUUGACUGGACCGUCUAACCCCUCUCUGGGUGCUGCUGACCUGGCUACAUGUGGCCUGCCAACUAGCACUGUUCUGGGUGCUGUUCCACCCGCAGCGGCCAGUGCUGUUGCCGGGGGUACGUCUCCCAAUAUGAGCACACGCUCUCCUCUACCGGCAGGGGGAGCAUACGCACAGUAUGAAGAGGAAGAACGGCAGAAACGUGAGAUGCAUAACUUCAUUGAGCGUCGGCGCCGCUAUAACAUCAAUGAUCGCAUCAAAGAGCUCGGAAGUCUUCUACCAGGAACCGAGCCUGACACUCGGCAGAAUAAAGGUAAUAUCUUGAAAACGGCUGUUAACUACAUCAAGAGGCUACAGAAGGUUGAAGCAAGAUACCGCGAGUUAUCGCGAAAGCACCGUCAGUAUUCCAAAACGUUGAGCGUGUUCAAAAGUCGCUUGGAAGAAUACGAUGCUGCGUGCCAGAGCAAUGGAAUACUCGUUCCGUCAGCCUCGCAAGAAGCAGCGCUGCUCACACGCGUGGACUUGGCACGGGUCACGUUAGACCAGUGCGUAACGUUGGUGGAUUGCUUGGAAUCGGCGGGCAGUGAAGUUAGCGACAUCUCUAGUAUUGGUUCAUCAGUCGGUGCUAGUGAGGAUGAUCUGAGUGAUGAUGAUGAUGUGCGCUCGACCUCCUCAACCCAUUCAGUUGGAAGUGCAUCACGUCGACACGCACCCCUCACUCCCAAACAGUGACCAACACAAGCGAGCGACAGUGUUCAGGUUUGAAGUGUUGGCUCCCUUUUUGUUCUCUGUUUAACUUAGCAAGUGUGAAUGCAAGUCGAAUACUAGUGUUGAUGUUUUCUAAUUCUGUUGUUGUUUUGUGCUUGAUGCAAGUCUUGCUGAUGUGAUGGAAACCAUCCCUAGGUUUCAGUCCUCCACUAGUAUGUGUUUCACCAUCUGCUGUUAGAAGUCACUGACUGACCUGGGCUUUUUAAAACUAUUUUUUGCUUUAGGUUUUGUAUUUUUGCUGCAUCUCUGUGUGGCACUGACUGGUGGUACUUUGAUGAUGGUACUAGUCUUGUCCAGAAAUUGAAGGUGGGACACUGCCGACUAGCCUAUUUUCUCUUAAAAUAGCCAGUGCUGGAAUUUGUCAACACGUACCUGUCACCUCUAAAGCCUUUUCUUCCUAGUUUUUUUUGUGUCUAUUCGUAUUCUUUUUAUCAUUAGUUUUUCUCUCCGUUAGAAUUAUAACCUGUUGAUAAUGUAUUUUUCUUGGGUUUUUACACAGCUGCUAAUAUCGUGUGGCUGGAACAUAGAAUUUACCAUUUGAUGUGCAUUAGUGACAUAUUGAGCUGUACAUAAUAAUAUUAACUAUUACCAUGAAUCGUGAAACAUGGUGUGUCAGGUUCUCAA
This is a messenger RNA of Sycon ciliatum, 2110 nucleotides long. Its product is annotated as transcription factor EB-like. Bases 275 to 1450 code for a protein of 391 amino acids. Lineage: Eukaryota; Metazoa; Porifera; Calcarea; Leucosolenida; Sycettidae. The transcript has a single exon. Gene Ontology annotation, biological process: regulation of transcription by RNA polymerase II. Gene Ontology annotation, cellular component: nucleus. Gene Ontology annotation, molecular function: protein dimerization activity; DNA-binding transcription factor activity, RNA polymerase II-specific; RNA polymerase II cis-regulatory region sequence-specific DNA binding. The record is from RefSeq and is a predicted model, not a curated record.